AUGUCCAAGUACGUGACAAAGUACAUUCCCAGUAGGGAGACCGUCAAGGCGCGGGCAACCCAUCUCAGUGCCUGGGAGCUGCCCAAGCAAGAGUCGGCUCUGGCUCCUCCGGAAGUCUGGACCAAUGCUGACAUGGACCCGGUCCCUCCCAAGUACCAGACCUGGACACUCUGGACCUGGAUGGCGUAUUGGGCGACCGAUACCAUCAACUUGGGUACUUGGGAAACUGCUUCGUCCGUCCUCGCCGUCGGUCUGAACUGGCGCGAUGCCAUUCCCAUCAUGGUCGUUGGUACCUCUUGUGUGGCGGUUCCUAUGGUCUUGAACGGUGCCAUUGGCGCAAAACUGCAUAUCCCAUUCUCCGUCAUUGUCCGAUCCAGCUUCGGUUACUACUUUGCCUACUUCUGUAUCUUCUCUCGUGCCGUUCUGGCCAUGUUCUGGCUCGGUAUCCAGGGCGCCAAUGGUGCACAAUGCAUCACCAUCAUGCUCGAGGCGAUCUGGCCUUCAUACGGUCGUAUCAAAAACCAUCUCCCGGACAGCGCCGGUAUUACUACCCAGGGAAUGAUCAGUUACUUCCUCUUCUGGAUCAUUCAGCUUCCGCUGCUUCUGAUCCCUCCGACCCGGCUCCGCUGGCUUUUUAUCGUGAAGCUGAUUGCCGCACCGGUGACGGCACUCGCCACUCUGGGCUGGAUCGUCAACAAGGCCGGUGGAGGUGGUGAAAUUUUCCACCUCCCCGAGACCGUCCACGGCAGUGAGCGUGCCUGGCUCUGGCUAUCAUGCAUGUCUUCCGUGACGGGCUCAUGGGCGACCCUCGCCUGUAACAUUCCGGAUUUUUCACGGUAUGCACGAAGUUCUCGUGGACAGUACAUCCAACUGCCGUUCCUUCCGGCAAUUUUCACCGUCUGUGGUGUCAUGGGUAUUGUUACCACUUCUGCCUCCAAGGUUGUGUAUGGGGAGUAUCUCUGGAAUCCUUUAGACAUCAUCGACCACUGGUUGGACAGCUCGGGCGGGCGCGCCGCGGCCUUCUUCGCCGCACUUUCUUGGUAUAUCGCUCAAGUCGGCACCAACAUCACCGCCAACUCGAUCUCCGCUGCCAACGAUUUGACGGUCCUGCUCCCCCGGUACAUCAACAUCAAACGUGGUUGUAUCAUUGCAGCCCUCGUUGGUGGCUGGGUGAUUGUUCCCUGGAAGAUCUUGGACUCUGCCACGACCUUUUUGGCUUUCAUGGGUGGUUACGCCGUGUUUUUGGCUCCAAUGGCCGGUAUCAUCGCUUCAGACUACUGGAUUGUCAAGAGAAAGCACAUGGAUGUCCCUGCCAUGUACGAUCCUCGUGGUCGAUACCGAUACAACAAAUUCGGCAUCAACUGGCGUGCCAUGCUAGCCUUCUUGCUUGCUGUUGGUCCCUGUCUACCUGGUCUGGCAUACAGCAUCGAUAAUACCACCAAGAUCACCACCGGCGCCAAGCACCUGUACUCUUUCGACUGGCUCUAUGGCUUCGUCACCAGCAUCUUUGUCUACUCUCUCACCAGCUACAUCUGGAAGCCCACCAAUCAACUCGUGCCGCACACAGUAUACGGCAUUCCUCAAGAUCCAGCCGACGAGGAAGCAUACGACGAGGCCUACGACGAGAAAGUUCUACGGAAGGACAGCUUGGUUGGCAAUCCCAAAAGUUUUGGAAAUAUAGGCGGCAUCGACAAUAUGGGGAGUGCUCUCCAUUUUAGAAAGUCUGUUGAUGAAACGGCCAGAGAGAGCAUUGAAGUCCGAAGGGCCAGCAGGGCUUCCCAAGGCGGCCAAGGUCCUCCUGCUCCUGGUACUGUGCCAGAGCAUCUCAAAAGUGUCGACCAACAGGUUUUGAAUGAGAAGUUGUAA
This is a messenger RNA of Rhinocladiella mackenziei CBS 650.93, 1866 nucleotides long. RefSeq lists its product as uncharacterized. The record is from RefSeq and is a predicted model, not a curated record. Bases 1 to 1866 code for a protein of 621 amino acids. Gene Ontology annotation, molecular function: nucleobase transmembrane transporter activity. Gene Ontology annotation, cellular component: plasma membrane. The transcript has 3 exons. Gene Ontology annotation, biological process: nucleobase transport; transmembrane transport. Lineage: Eukaryota; Fungi; Ascomycota; Eurotiomycetes; Chaetothyriales; Herpotrichiellaceae.